UUGUGACUUCCCAUUUGGAACACAGACGUGAAGCUGAAAAUGAAUUUGCUGCUGACACUCGCACUAUUUGGAACGCUUGCUUGGGCUUUGCCCAUAGGUCAGGAAACUGAGAGAAUUUCAAAAAAGGACAGAGAACUUGCUGAGAAAUACAUACAGCAUUAUUAUCCUGAAUCAGAUUCAACACCUGUGAUAAAAAGCAAAGCCAAGAAUGGCAUUGCUCCAGAAAAAAUACGGCAGAUGCAGGAUUUCUUGGGGUUGAAAGUGACUGGCAAAUUGGAUGUGAGCACUUUGGAUGCGAUUAAAAAACCCAGGUGUGGCAUUGCUGACGUAGGAGAAUACAACAUUUUUCCUGGUUCACCUAAAUGGGCAAAGAAAGAACUGACAUACAGGAUUCUAAACUAUACCCCUGACAUGGAAUCCCGUUAUGUAGACUAUGCAAUUGAGAAAGCUUGGAAAGUGUGGAGUGAUGUGACUCCCUUGACCUUCACCAGGGUUUAUGGGAAACCUGCCGACAUUGAAAUCUCUUUUGUUAAUGGAACACACGGAGAUGCUUUUCCUUUUGAUGGACCAGGUGGAACUUUGGCCCAUGCCUUUUCACCUGCUUUUGGUGGAGAUGCUCAUUUUGAUGAAGAUGAAUUCUGGGCAAAGGAUUUGAAAGGAUCCAACCUUUUUCUGGUAGCUGCCCAUGAGUUUGGCCACUCAUUAGGGCUUCAACAUUCCAAUGAUUUGGGGGCUCUGAUGUUUCCAAUCUAUGAACCAAUGGAUCCCAAAGCCCUAAGACUUCACCGUGAUGAUAUUGCAGGCAUCCAGAGCCUUUAUGGAGCCCCUGGAGAUGAUGAUGAUAAUGACAGUUUAUUGGAAAACCCUACAGCUACCCCAACAGAAGUACCAUCAACAGAACCAUGCCACCCUGACCAAACUUUUGAUGCUGUGACUUCGCUUAGAGGAGAAACCAUAUUCUUUAAAGACAGUUUCUUCUGGCGAAAGAAUCCCCUCCGAAGUGCAAUUGAGAAAGAUCCCAUUUCUGCUUUCUGGCCAGCUUUGAGCAGUGGCAUAGAUGCUGCAUACGAAAACAGAGACAAGGACAUCGUCUUUCUUUUUAAGGGACAAAAGUAUUGGUCUUCCAGGGGAAAUAUUAUAGAGCAUGGUUUCCCAAGGAACAUCCAGAGUCUGGGCUUCCCACACACUGUUAAAAAAGUUGAUGCAGCAACUUAUGACAGUAAUUCAAAGAAAACAUACUUCUUUUCUGGUGACCGUUAUUGGAGGUAUGAUGAUGAAAAGAACUCCAUGGAGCAAGGAUAUCCAAGAAAAAUAACAGCUGACUUCCAUAACAUUCGCUCCAAGGUGGAUGCUGCUUUUAUAGAUAAUGGACACUUCUAUUUAUUCAGUGGUCCAAAGCAGUAUGAAUUUGACUCUGCAACCAAGAGAUUUCUGGGCAUAAAGAAGAGUAAUAGCUGGCUGGGUUGCCAGUGAUAUGUCAAGAAGAAGACAAAGGAGCCAAGAACUGUGGAAUCCAUUCAUCCUAGCUCUCAAGAACUAGCUGAUGUUUGUCAGUUAAUGGUGUAUACUUGGGGUAUUCUCUGCUUUUGAGCCAUAAAAACACCAUCAUGAUGUUUUCAUAAGGGAGAAUUUCAAGACUGAAUUUAAUUUUUUUUUAUUUUAAAAACAAACUUUAUUCAAUAUAAAGAGAUAAAAGAUUGUACAAAACGUUCUUAACUCUAAAAAAGAAGAUACAAUUCUAAAUUACAUAUAUAUACUAAAUAUACUAAAUAUACAUAUAUACUAAAACUGACAAACAGGAUUAUCUAUCUAUAUUUAAACAUGUAAAUACAUAUAUACAUUAACCUUGACUCCUUAAUGAUGGUGUAAUUUUGUUAUCCUUAAUUUCUUACUGUAUUUGACUUUAAUUUUUUUUCUUUCGACUGAUCCAUUCAUACCAUCUGUUCCAUAUUUUAUAAUACUGUAAGUCUUCCUUGUUGUUUAAUUUUAAAGUUAAUCUAUCCAUUUCUGCACAUGUGAAUAUUUUUUGAAUUAUUUGUUGUUCUGUUGGCAACUGUUCUAAUUUCCAGGAUUGGGCUAGGGUUAGUCUGGCCGCCGUAAUUAUAUGUAGUGUGAUGUAUAUUAUUUCUUUUCUACUACUUUUUUUGAAUAUGCCUAAUAAAAAAAAAUUCAGGUUUUAGGUC
Pantherophis guttatus is the source of this 2183-nucleotide messenger RNA. RefSeq names its product stromelysin-1-like. Gene Ontology annotation, molecular function: zinc ion binding; metalloendopeptidase activity. Gene Ontology annotation, biological process: collagen catabolic process; extracellular matrix organization; proteolysis. Gene Ontology annotation, cellular component: extracellular matrix. NCBI's taxonomy places the organism in Eukaryota, Metazoa, Chordata, Lepidosauria, Squamata, Colubridae. The record is from RefSeq and is a predicted model, not a curated record.